AUGAUCAAGCAACCAAAGACCCACACCGUCACUGAGGAGCAACUGAUCAAUGAAGCAAGGGAAAUUUAUGCUGGUCUUGUCAUGGUGGAAAAGAAGUGCAUCAAAAGCGACAAACAACUAGCGCAAUCAAAGGUCGAACUAUCGCCGCGUCAGUGGCAGGCGCUCGUCUCGCUACACCGAACACUACUCGACGCACAUGUUGACCUUUUCCUCGCUUCCCAACAUCCGUCAGCUACUCCUAUUCUUAGAGGCUUAGCUGAUAAGCACAAGAUGCCGGCGCGCAUGUGGCGCCAUGGAAUGCAUUCAUUCUUGGAGUUGUUGCGUCAGAGAACCCCCGGCUCGAUGGAGUUUAUGUUCGACUUCAUCUACCUCUCGUCCUCGAUAAUAACAUUGCUGCUCGAAAGCGUGCUGGAUUUUAGAGAGACUUGGGUUGAGUGCCUAGGUGACUUAGCACGGUACCGUAUGGCCGUGGAGGUAUUCGAUAAGAAGGACCGCGAACUCUGGGCAAGGGUCUCGAGGUAUUGGUAUAACCAGGACCCAGACCGAAGUGCAGAGAAUGGCCGCAUCCAGCAUCAUCUUGCUGUCUUAGCUAGUCCGGACAUUCUCCAGCAGAUUUUUCACUACACGAAAGCUUUAAUUAGCGUGCGCCCAUUCCCAAUUGCUUUCGAUAGCAUAACCAAGCUGAUCAUUCCUCUUAUGAAUAUGCCGGCCCAGGAGGGCAAUUUGACUACUUCGUUCGUGACUACUCAUGGUGCGCUUCUUAUACAAGCUCCGGUUAAGGAGUUUGUUUCUCGAGCGAAUAUGUUUCUUGCUACUCUACGAAACGAGGUUAGCCAGGUAGGCAGACACGGGCAGCAAGGUGUGCAACUUAUGUCUUGCAAUAUCUCCGCGAUAUUUCAAUAUGGGAGCAAAUAUGGAGUGAUGGAGAGAGAUUUCAUAUUGAAGUGCAAUCCUACGGCGGAAGAUCGCCUAGCGGCAAUGAAAUGGGCAUCUAGUGCAUCUAGUGCAGCUAUCUAUACCACAUACAGCGAUCUCUCGUCCCAGCUUCUAUUCCGGGCAAGCUCUCUCGCCUUUCACACUUUGAUCGUCAUGCUAGGCCAAGUCGGGAACCCAAAUAUGUAUCCGAGCGUGCAUAUCUCUAUAGCAUUCGUGUGGUGUCUCACGCUUAACCCGGCGGCUAUACAACGACUAGAACCGCUGGUUCCGUGGUCGUUACUUGCAACUUAUCUGAACACCUUGUUCGAUCCUGACACGAUCAUUUCGAAGAUCGAAGACGAAUCAUUCCCGCUUCUUGACGACCCAACUACACAACAGUUACCGGAGGACUUUUUGAUCAGAGGACAGGCAUGGAGCCGGGUUUACUACCCCGAAAGAUUCUUCGAGGGAGCUCCUACAGAAGACGACAGACCGUCAAUAGAGGGACAUUCGACAGAGAUUGCUAGAAGACAUCGAUGUCUUUGGCUUGGAGUGCGGAUCGCAACUGUCUGUUCGUCCUAUUCCUCUUAG
Messenger RNA from Penicillium egyptiacum, 1506 nucleotides. Lineage: Eukaryota; Fungi; Ascomycota; Eurotiomycetes; Eurotiales; Aspergillaceae. The record is from the annotation of a GenBank genome assembly.